Messenger RNA from Raphanus sativus (radish), 688 nucleotides. RefSeq names its product FCS-Like Zinc finger 3-like. Lineage: Eukaryota; Viridiplantae; Streptophyta; Magnoliopsida; Brassicales; Brassicaceae. The transcript has 2 exons. Bases 116 to 400 code for a protein of 94 amino acids. The record is from RefSeq and is a predicted model, not a curated record.
UCCACCUCCUCCUCCUCUUUCCUUCUUCUUCUUCUUCUUCCUCUCUGAGCUAAAUCUUGAAUCUGCUUCAGCAGUCCACUCUCUUCCUCAAUUCCAAAUCUUUUUCGAUUAGCAAAUGGCUUCGUAUUACUCUGCGUUUUUCGGCAGUGAAGAGCCACACUUUUUGGAAUCAUGCUCUCUUUGCAGUAAACACCUUGGUCUUAACUCCGACAUCUUCAUGUACAGAGGAGACACAGCGUUUUGUAGCAUAGAGUGUAGAGAAGAACAGAUUGAAUCUGAUGAAGCCAAGGAGAGAAGCUGGAAACUUUCUGCUAGAUCUCUCCGUAAAAAAUCUUCUGAAGCUGCAAAAGAUUCAGCCGCCGGAAAAACCGUUCGGACAGGAACACUCGUGGUCGCCUAGUAUAAUAUUUUUAUUACAUAAGAAAACCAAAGCAUGUAGCUUUUGUGUAUACCCUUUUUGUCUAAAGCUAUAUAUAUAUCACCCUUCUUUUAAGAAAAACCUGCAAAAUUUUGUUCUGUUUCUAUCUAUCUUGCUCUUGAUCGGGGAUCUGAGGAGUUGUAAGAUCUUGUUAAGUUGGAGUUCGGGAGAGUGAGAGGUAUUGAUCUCUUGGGGGUUUAAUUUUUGAUCGAUGUUCCAAUAAGAAACAGAGCAUACUAUUUAUGUUCUCAAUUCAAAUUUCCUAUCUUC